AUGCAACUCCCACCCCUCCUCCUCCUCCUCGCCGGAGCAGUCUCCGCCAUCCCAGCCGGCACCUCCCUCCCAGUCCUCACCGUCCCCGGCGGCGGCCCAGCCAUCACAGCCUCCCUCCCCGUAAUCACCCCCCCCAGCAAAACCAACCGCCUGCUCCGCAAAGCCCUCCUGCUACACCCACACAACCACCACCACCCCAAAGGCCUGCGCCACCGCCUGCCCCGAGCCCAAAGACCCCAUCAUGUGCCCGGCCUACAUCAAGAUCGAGCAAAAGGAGGUCCCCUGCCACGACGACUGCUGCCCCAAGACGUCCACCCAAACCGUCACCGCCCGCUGCCCCAAGUGCGUAACCGGAUGCGUGAUCCCCACCAUCACCGAGUACAUCACUACCGGCUGCGCGCCGACUCACACCGGAGCGUUCCCCACGGCGAUUUUGACCAAGCCAAACUAAGUUGA
Molecule: messenger RNA, 456 nt
Organism: Podospora anserina S mat+
Lineage: Eukaryota; Fungi; Ascomycota; Sordariomycetes; Sordariales; Podosporaceae
Exons: 2
Coding region: 1-456 (151 amino acids)
Source: RefSeq, a predicted model, not a curated record